UCCUCGACGGAGUUGAAAUUCUGAUCAGACGAAUAUUCAACUUGCCGCGCUACACAAGCCGGUUGCUUCGCUCCUCUUAACGGUUUUAAAGUUCUUAAACUUAACGUUCAUUCAACAUGCCGAACUUGGCCAUCACUAAAGUACUGGUUGCGGAUGCCGUCGAUCAAUCAUGCGUCGAUUUACUCGUGAAAAACGGCAUUCAGGUCGAUUGCAAGUACAAACUGCCCAAGGAAGAGCUCAUCAAGCAGAUUCAAAAUUACGAUGGUAUUAUCGUGCGUUCUGAUACGAAAGUGAGCGCUGAUGUUAUCAACGCUGGAUCUCGCCUGAAAGCAAUCGGCAGAGCCGGUGCCGGCGUAGAUAACAUUGACAUUCCGGCAGCAACCGCAAAGAAAGUAAUUGUUCUCAACACACCUGGUGGUAAUGCAAUCAGUGCUUGCGAGUUGACUUGUUCUCUGAUCAGCACAUUGGCAAGAAAUGUAGUUCCUGCUGCGGCUAGUCUCAAAGCAGGCCGUUGGGACAGGAAAUUGUAUUCCGGACAUGAAUUAGCCGGUAAAACACUGGCGAUUGUUGGGCUUGGAAGAAUUGGUAAAGAAGUCGCCAUUAGGAUGCAAUCUUACGGCAUGACGACAAUUGGUUUUGAUCCUAUUGUAUCCGCUGAAGAUGCUGCAAAGUUCAAUGUUGAAAAACUAGAACUCGAACAAAUUUGGCCCAGAGCUGAUUAUGUAACUGUUCAUACACCACUUAUUCCACAAACAAGAAAUAUGAUCAACAAAGAUGUCUUCGCUAAAUGUAAGAAAGGAAUGCGUGUGAUAAACGUCGCCCGAGGUGGAAUCAUCCAUGAAGGAGAUCUUUUGGAGGCUAUUGAGAAAGGACAAUGCGGCGGGGCUGGAAUUGACGUCUACGAAGAAGAACCACCGAAAAAUCCCAUCACUCUCAAACUCAUCCAGCAUGACAAAGUAGUGGCGACUCCUCAUUUAGGCGCUAGCACUGGUGAAGCUCAAAUCCGCGUUGCAGUGGAGGUUGCUGAGCAAUUCAUCGCGUUGACAGGCAAAUCAAAACAAUAUACUCAACUCACUGGGGUUGUAAACCCAGCUGUUAUGAAGUAAUACAACAUAAAACAUUGUUUUCAUGAAAAUUUAUAUUAUAAGACUAAAAAUUAA
Molecule: messenger RNA, 1160 nt
Organism: Dalotia coriaria
Lineage: Eukaryota; Metazoa; Arthropoda; Insecta; Coleoptera; Staphylinidae
Product: D-3-phosphoglycerate dehydrogenase
Exons: 5
Coding region: 117-1106 (329 amino acids)
Molecular function (GO): NAD binding; phosphoglycerate dehydrogenase activity
Source: RefSeq, a predicted model, not a curated record